AGUUGUUAUCCGUAUGUCUAUUUUAUUGUUAUUUUUUUUUGUCAUUCUUAAUGGAUGAGUGUCGUAAGAACUAACACUGAAGUAUGACCUCCAGCGUCUGUCCUCCGCCAACACCCAACCUGCGUUUACGCGUCAAGAAAUUUGAUAUUUUUAAUACUCGUGCAUUUUACGAGGUAUUUCCCCUUAGAAACUAAUUUAUUGUGACAGUGGGACGGUGUUUAGACAAGAAAAACGAAAUAAUUUGAGGUCGUUUUGACGUACUUUUUGGAUUUCUGAAUAAGCCUUUAGAUUUCAGCAACAAUGGCAGUCUUAAAAUCAAUCCUUGAUACGGAUUUGUACAAAUUCACUAUGCUUCAAGCGGUUAUGGAGCAUUAUCCGAACACUCCUGUGUCUUACCAAUUUAAAAACCGGUCGCCAGCGAUGGCAUUAAAUGAAGAGGCUAUUGACUGGUUGAAAAAGGAAAUUGAUAGCUUGAAGACGCUUUCCCUGCAGGAUGACGAAGAGAAAUGGAUGCGUGAAACUUGUCCUUACCUCAGUGAUGAGUUUUUUACCUUUUUACGCGGUUAUCGGUUCUGUCCCAGCGAACAAGUGGUUCUCACGUAUGAUGAGACAAAUAAGGAUUUAGGAAUUGCAAUUAACGGAAUGUGGCACGAAACAAUAUUGUAUGAAAUUCCUAUUCUGGCUCUUGUGUCGGAAGCGUACUUCAAGUUCGUGGACAAAGAUUGGGACUACGAAGGUCAAUUGGAUAAGGCUUUCGACAAGGGUAAACGCUUGAUAGAAAACGGUUGUGUUUUCAGCGAAUUUGGUACUCGUCGCCGCCGUGAUGUGCAUACUCAGGAUCUGGUGAUGCAGGGUUUGGUCAAGGCACGCCAGGAAGUAAAUGGCGCCGGAGCGUUUUCCGGCACAUCGAACGUGUACUUUGCGCGUAAAUACAACGUUAAACCCAUUGGAACUGUUGCUCACGAAUGGUAUAUGGGUACCGCAGCCAUCACGAACAACUACACCGCAGCCAACUACGUUGCGUCGGUGAAAUGGAGACAGACGUUUGGCAAGAAUCUCGGCAUUGCUCUCACCGACACCUUUUCCACUGAUGCUUUCCUCCGAAGCUUUACCGCGAACUCGCCCGACGAUUUGGCCAACGUGUAUGACGGCGUACGCCAAGACAGUGGUUCACCUGAAGAGUUUAUAAAGAAGGUGGUACGCCAUUACAAGGCCAUUGGCGUGAACCCCGGUACGAAACAAAUUGUUCACAGUGACUCCUUGAACGUUGACCGUUGCAUUCACUUACAAAAGUUGUGCAACGAGGCCGGAAUAGGCUGUUCGUUUGGUAUUGGCACAAACUUCACAAGCGACUUUACUCGCAAGUCUGAUCGGACGCAAAAAAGUAAACCCAUGAAUAUCGUGGUGAAGCUGUACAGUGCUGGUGGCCGCAAAGCUGUGAAGAUUAGCGACGACAUCAUGAAAAACACUGGCGACAAGCUUGCUGUUGAGCAGGCCAAGCGUGAAUUAAAGCUCCCUAUCGCUGCUAAUUAGGCACACUCGUUUAUUAUCGGGAAAAAAUGUUGGCGGAGCCAUUUGACUUAUACGCUUUUGUUUGUUUUGUCUUUUUUUGUCGUUUUUCUCAGAGCAUGGACAUUUUUCGCAUACUGUAUGGUGCUGCAUAUUGUCGGACAUUAUUGACACUAACGUACUCGUACACACAUAUUUCCUCCUUCCUAAAACCGUAACCAUAGAUGGCCAUGUAGCAGUGUGAGGGCCCAUCACCGGACAACGAGUUCCUUUUUCUUUUUUUUUUUUACUGUUUUGUUUUCUCUCAUUUCUUCCUAAGUGAGUUGCUUCUUGUUUUUGAUGUCUAUAGUAUUGGCUUUCACAACUGCUUGCUAUGCCCGCUACCAUAACAUCCAAUGUCUCCCUUCUCACUGGUGCAAACUGUCACUGACUUCUAGCGUUGUAUUCACUCUUUCCAACAAACUCAGUUUAAUACGUUACUUUUAUGCCCAUGCUUCGAGCGCUUCCAAUAACGCUCUUGCAAAUGGACUGUAGAGGAAUCCCCUGCAACGAAGGGUCUUUACUCUUAAUGUUUGCGACUUCAUACACAUGCUUUAAACUUAUGCUGCCGAUGAUUUCGUUUUUUGGUGCAUGGGCUCCCUUGUCCUUUCCCACGAGCUUCAGCAGUAGCCAGCUCGUUGGCGGAGGAUGGAUAGUAAACGUAAAUGUUCGUUUUGGUGUGAUAGUAAUCUUGCAUGGAAUUGGUACUCCGGGAACGAAGGACGCCGUUGAAGCAUUGAACUCCUUGCAAAAGUCGAUGCUCUUGACUCCUCGUGCGCCCAGAGCCGGGCCUAUGGGCGGUGUAGGUGUCGCCUUGCCGGCAGGCACGACCAGUUUUACCAAUGCAUUCUUCAGGCCACUACUACUCAUCAGGUCACAACAGUCA
Messenger RNA from Schizosaccharomyces japonicus yFS275, 2434 nucleotides. Its product is annotated as nicotinate phosphoribosyltransferase. Gene Ontology annotation, molecular function: nicotinate phosphoribosyltransferase activity. Gene Ontology annotation, cellular component: chromosome, telomeric region; nucleus. Gene Ontology annotation, biological process: subtelomeric heterochromatin formation; nicotinate nucleotide salvage; rDNA heterochromatin formation. The transcript has a single exon. Lineage: Eukaryota; Fungi; Ascomycota; Schizosaccharomycetes; Schizosaccharomycetales; Schizosaccharomycetaceae. The record is from RefSeq and is a predicted model, not a curated record. Bases 301 to 1533 code for a protein of 410 amino acids.